CUAGCAUCUCGCCAUGUCUACCUCGUCGCCUCGACGGGCCCCGGCGAUUCCUGCCAACGUGGCGCCGAUGCCGUUGCAGCCUCGUUCCACGCCCAACCACAUCGUGCCACCGCGCACCGCCGCAUCCUCCGGCAAGGGCGCCAUGGCGCCUCCGUCGGGCUCGCACCGCGUGCCCGCGCCGUCUGCCGGCAGCAGCAGCAGCCGUCCGGCCAAGAGCGCCGCUGAGCAGGCUACUUCCGGCCGCUCGCGGCAUGCGCAGCCGCGCGAGCGCACGGGUGAGGCUCGUGCCACUGGCCGCCUGGCGACGGAGAAGAAGCGCGAGCACAAGGACCCGCCGAGCAUCGGCCCCUGGAAGCUGGAGCAGCUCAUCGGCCAGGGCGCAAGUGGUCGCGUUCGUCUCGCCACGCACACGCAGACGGGCAAGCAGGCAGCCGUCAAGAUUGUGCCGAAGCAGGCCAUCCUCUCGUCGCGUCUGUCGCUGCGCGACGCCGGCGCCAAGCAGGACAAGAUGACGCUGGGCAUUGAGCGCGAGAUUGUCAUCAUGAAGCUCAUCGAGCACCCGAACCUGCUCGGUCUGUGGGAUGUGUACGAGACGAGCAAGGAGCUGUACCUCAUCAUGGAGUACGUGGCGGGCGGCGAGCUGUUCGACCACCUCGUGUCCAAGGGCCGGCUGGAGCCGCACGAGGCGCGCUCGUACUUCCGCCAGAUCAUCUGGGGCAUGGACUACUGCCACUCGUACAACAUCUGCCACCGCGACCUCAAGCCCGAGAACCUGCUGCUCGACGCGACGAAGAAGAUUGUCAAGGUGGCCGACUUCGGCAUGGCGGCGCUGCAGCCGGCCGAGAAGAUGCUCGAGACGAGCUGCGGCAGCCCGCACUACGCCUCGCCCGAGAUCGUCAGCGGCAAGAAGUACGAGGGCAGCAUGAGCGACAUCUGGUCGUGCGGCAUCAUCCUCUUCGCGCUGCUCUGCGGUCGUCUGCCCUUCGACGACCCCAACAUCCAGAACCUGCUGGCCAAGGUCAAGAAGGGCCACUUCGAGAUGCCCAACUGGCUGCAGCCGCAGGCGCAGGAUCUCAUCUGGAGCAUGCUCGAGAUCGAGCCGACGAAGCGCCUGCGCAUGGACCAGAUCAUGAAGCACCCCUGGUUCACCGACAACGGCCGUCUGAGCAGCGCCAACCCCGUCAAGCCCAACAUCCACAAGCUUGGCAGCGACCAGUUCCCCGUCGAGGACCUCGACACGGACCUGCUCGGCAACCUCAAGACGCUGUGGCCCGAGCUGAGCGAGGCGCAGCUCACCGAGCAGCUCAAGAGCACGGGCGGUAACUGGCACAAGACGUUCUACUCGCUCCUCGCCAAUCAUCGCGACAACCAUCUCGGCGACGACGAGGACGACGACGACGUCGAGGCGCUCACGCAGGCGCAGGCGUCGACUGCACCCGCAGGUGGCAACAGCCUGGGCCUCGCACUCGGCAUCCCGGCACAGAGCGACCGGGAGCGCGAGAAGGAGCGCGAGCGAGAGAAGGAGCGCGAGCGCGUCCAGCGCCAGCUGCGCGAGCAGGAGAAGCGCGUGCAGGCGCGUCGCUCGUCGGACAAUGCCUCGAACGCCUCGAGCUCGCGCUCGUCUUCGGUGAAGAAGGAGGCGGCGGCGGCUCCCCAGCUGGUUGCACACCGUCCGGCACCUCAUUCGCCUGGCAAGAACGUGGCAGCGGCUGUCGCCGCCCGCACCCAGGCCGAGGCACUCGCGCGGCAGGAGGCUGCGGCAGCGUACCGCAACUCGCCGGCUCGCAGCCGAGGUGCCUCGAUCGACGCACCUCGUUCCCCAGCUGGUGGCGCGUACCACGCAGCGCCCGUCGGUGGUCGCUCUCCCGGCCGGCAGUCGCUCGACCAGCCGCGGCCAAGCUACCUCGCCGCUGCACCGCCGUCGCCGUCUACGGUGCGCAAGCCGCUGCCGUCGCCUCAGCUCGCCGGCGACGACCUGUUCGCAACGCCCGAAACGCAGCGUACACCGGUCGGCCCAUCGCUCCAGCGACGCACCACUUCGCCGACGCAGCGCCCUGCCGCAUCGCCGCGCGCUGUGAUCGCCGAUGCCUUCGACAGCACGCCGUCUCGCAACACGCGAAGCGGACGUGCGUCCGACACCACGCCUCGCGCACAGAACGUCCGCGCCUCAUCUCGCUCAGGCUCGCCAGAGCGCGGCAGCGGGCGCCCUGCCAGCGCACAUGGCAGCAGUGGAGCACCGUCCAUUGCUGUGCCUCAGGUCGGCGAUGCGACGGUGCAGCGGUUCUUCCAGGAGAUCGCCGACGAGCUCGCAAACAUCCGCGCCACGGGCGAGAACCCCGAGGCGCUGCAGCUCAAGUUCGAUCGCCUCAAGGAGGUCGCAGUUGCCAGCUCAGUGCCGGUCCCGAAUACGCCAGUGCUGGCCAGCCGCCCGCCGUCGCGCGGCAGCUCGCGGCCAGGCUCGCGUGCAGGCUCUCGACCGGCCUCCGUGCUCAGCGGCACGUACGGCGCGCGCCCGGACAACCGCCAGGACAUGCAGUUCGAGGAUGCCGACGAGGACAGCGACGAUGACCUGCAGAGUGUGCGCAGCGGCACCGCCUCGGAGUCGUCUCGCGGCUACCCAUACACGCCGACCUCGCCCAUCCCGCCUCCGCUGGCGAGCCCCAGCGGUACUACCGCCCCGCUGGCCGUGGCCGACAAGGACUACCGGUCCGGCCGCCCGACGCUGCUGCGCGGCGUCACGAGCCCUCGUCCGGCCAGUGUCUUCAGCACGGCAACGACGAGCAGCACUACUUCUGCGCCCACUUCGAGCGGCACUGGCACGCUCGGUCGCCGACGCAGUCUCCUCGGCCGCCGCAAGGCCGCCGUGUCGGAGCAGGCACCUGCCGAGUCGGGUCGCACCUCGCUGGCCUACGAGCGCCUGCAGGAUGCUGGAGCUGCUCGCUCGGCAGCUGGCACCUCUGCUCCGCUCGCAGCCUUCGCAGCCUCUCGCGGGCCCAACGCGACCAACUCGCCGACACGCCUGCAGCAGAAGAACCCGGGCCUCGGCCUGGACAUCUCGCACGGCGCGCCGCAGCACGGCAGCAGCAUCGCCGCACCCUCGAUCCGCAGCCCGGUGCCGAGCAACACGUCGGCACCGUCGACGCCGCGCGAGGGCGCCAGCCCCAAGCAGAGCUGGUUCUCCGGUCUCUUCAACUGGAAGGUCGAGAAGCACGUCCUGCUCUCCGUCGAGAACUUCUCUGCCACGCACGCCGAGGUGAAGCGCCUGCUGCUCAGCUCCGGCGCGCGCGUCUUCGUCGAGGACGCCGAGCACAUGGGCGUGCUCAAGUGCUCCCUCGCCGAGGUCCGCGACGGCAGCGGCGCCAAGCCGGUGCGCUUCAGAGUCGAGUUCGCGAUCCUGCCGAUGAGCAGCAGCAGUGCAGCAGCGUCGCCGGCGCUCGACACGACGCGCCUCAGUGCGCCGUCGCCGGCACUGAGCAGCUACUCGGGCCGCAGCACGCCGAGCGACGGCGGCGUCUACGCCACGAGCUGCACCAUCAUACACGAGAAGGGUGCGCCCGCCGCCUUCCGCCGCACAUACGAGGAGCUGCGCCGCAACUGGACCCUCGGCGGCGGCGCCGGCGGCAUGUCGGUGCCGUCGAGCCCGGCCGCUGUCGGCCUCGGCAUCGCUCGCUAGAUUUUCCCUCCCCUUCCCAGCGCGCUGCCGCUCCCUUCCCACGCUCCUUUCUCUCGUCUCAUUGUCACACUGCACGCAUUGCCCCAGCACCACCGUCUCGCCACGCACCUCUGCCUGGCAGUCUCGCUCGCUUACUGCCUCAUUGUCUAAUUUAUCCCUGAUAGCAA
Messenger RNA from Tilletiopsis washingtonensis, 3840 nucleotides. RefSeq names its product Pkinase-domain-containing protein. Gene Ontology annotation, cellular component: cytoplasm. The record is from RefSeq and is a predicted model, not a curated record. Bases 14 to 3673 code for a protein of 1219 amino acids. Gene Ontology annotation, molecular function: ATP binding; tau-protein kinase activity; protein serine/threonine kinase activity. The transcript is spliced from 3 exons. Gene Ontology annotation, biological process: protein phosphorylation; microtubule cytoskeleton organization; intracellular signal transduction. NCBI's taxonomy places the organism in Eukaryota, Fungi, Basidiomycota, Exobasidiomycetes, Entylomatales.